AUGGUGGAGGGCGUUUUGUUAAAAUCCCCUAAAAGACUAAGAUCGCUUUUCUCUAUUCUACUCCUAUGGUGCGACUUGGGUGAUCCCGUCUCUUUAUGGCUGACCUACAAAAAUUACAUGUCUGAAGAUUUCCUGUAUCAGGUUCACUUGCUAAAUCCAUCAAUCGACGUCGAGUACAGUGACCUCAUUUACAACAGAGCGCUGCUUGAAAUCGGAGAUACUGUUUUCAAUAUGGGCGGGAGUGCGUUGGUAGUGUAUGGCCUACCUUCAACAAACCGGGAACGCCCAAACACACUGUCUUCUGAUUUGCUGCGUGAGACAUGUUAUAAUGUUGACGAACUUGCCCAGUACAUAGCAAACAAUGAGCCAAAGCUCCUUCCAGAACAGAAGUUCACUUACAACUCCGUUAUUAAUUCUGUCCGGGACAAAGCUGGGGGGAUUUUCUUCCUCGACGCUCCUGUGGGAACUGGCAAAACUUUUGUGACAAAAUUAAUAUUGACUGAGAUUAGGCGAACACAAGGCAUUGCCUUAGCUGUGGCAUCAUCUGGAAUUGCGGCUACUUUGUUGCCAGGUGGCAGGAUAGCUCACUCCGCUUUCAAGCUCCCUCUUGACUUAGCGAAGACGGACACACCAAUUUGCAACAUCAGUAACAGCUCAGAUCAGGCAGAAGUGUUCAGACGAUGCAAGCUUAUCGUUUGGGAUGAAUAUACAAUGGCCCACAGAGGUGCUCUUGAGGCGCUAGAUAGAUCUCUGAGAGACAUCAAAGACUCUACAGUUCCCAUGGGAGGCAUAACAUUUUUUCUUUCAGGGGACUUCAGGCAAACACUGCCAGUUAUUCCCAAGAGGAAUAGAGCUGAUACAGUACAUGCGCGUCGUAAGUCAUCUGCAUUGUGGCCCCUGGUGAAGACUCUCAAACUUCACACUAACAUGCGGGCUCAUAUGCGAGAUGAUGUAGCAUCAGCAGAAAUUUCUCACUCCCUGCGAUGA
Octopus bimaculoides (California two-spot octopus) is the source of this 987-nucleotide messenger RNA. RefSeq lists its product as uncharacterized. Lineage: Eukaryota; Metazoa; Mollusca; Cephalopoda; Octopoda; Octopodidae. The record is from RefSeq and is a predicted model, not a curated record.